AACUAAAUGGGGGCCCGGAACGUUUGUCCGCGCAGUGCUGGUUUCGGGCGGAGCGGAUACAAGCGGGACGCAAUAGACAGGGAACCGGAAGUUCAUGUGAGGAAAGUUUAUGUGAAAGGCAAGUUUCCCUAUAGUUGUCAUUUUCUCAAUUCAGGAGCCCCUACAUGUAACCUGGGAGGAAGGAGCUCUAUAAUCCGGAAUGGGUCCCUUGUCCCUGUACAGGAAGUUCCUUGUUGUCCCUGUGAGGAGAGGCCAGUGCUAUGGGCAGACUGUGACUGUGGCUGACGAGAAGCUCCUAGGACUGGGGCACAGGGGGGUGUCUGGGGGUGAUAUCCAGAAGCUGCUGGAGGAGGCGGAAGUGGAAGUCACAGAGGAGGGGGGAGUCCCACCCAGAGGCCCCAGGAGAGCCCCUAAAUCAAGCAGCAUUGUGCUGUUCCCUGGGCAGGGCAGUCAGCAGGUGGGAAUGGCCAAAGGUCUCCUCAAGUUCCCCAAUGUCAGGGAAAUGUUUGACGUUGCGCACAGGCUGCUGGGAUAUGAUCUGCUGGAGCUGUGCCUGCGGGGCCCCCAGGAGACCCUCAACAAGACGGUGCAUUGCCAACCCGCCAUCUUUGUCACCUCCCUGGCAGCCACCGAGAAACUGAGCCAAGAGAAUCCUGAGGCCGUGGAGUCGUGCGUGGCUGUUGCUGGAUUCAGUGUCGGGGAGUUUGCAGCUCUUGUGUUUGCUGGAGCUUUGGACUUCACUGAAGCUCUGUACGCAGUGAAGGUUCGGGCAGAGUCCAUGCAGGAGGCAUCUGAAUUGGUGCCAAGCGGAAUGCUGUCAGUGAUUGGGCAUCCCCAGACCAAGUACAACGCUGCUUGCGCAGAAGCCCGAGAGCACUGCCGCUCCCUUGGCCUGCAGGAUCCCGUGUGUGAAGUGGCAAACUACCUGUUCCCAGAUGGGCGGGUGAUUGCAGGACAUGUAGAGGCCCUGAAAUAUUUACAAUCAAAUUCUCGGAAAUACCGUUUCCUGCGCACCAAACUGCUCCCCGUGAGCGGCGCCUUUCACACGAGAUUAAUGGAGCCGGCCAGGGAGCCUUUGUGUAAAGUCUUAAAGAACUUGAACUUCAAGCAGCCGUACGUGCCCGUCUUCUGCAACGUGGACGGCAAGCGCUACAAACGGGCGUCCAACAUCCACCAGCUCCUGACCAAACAGGUGGUGUCGCCCGUCAAGUGGGAGCAGACGAUGCACGCUAUUUACGAAAGGAAAAAGGGAACCGAUUUCCCGUAUACCUUCGAAGCGGGUCCCGGGAAGCAGCUGGGAUCUGUCUUAAAAAAGUGCAACUUGAAGGCGUGGCACUUCUACAGAGACAUUGAUGUUUUUGAAGAACAGGAGUCGGGACAAACCUAAUUAUAUAUAUAUCUAUAUAUAUAUAUAUAGAUAUAUAUAUAUACACACAGUGCAUUUAGCUUAUAUUCUCAGGAAUAUGGUUUUAUUGAGUAAAGAGAAACCAAUGGACUUUUCUUCUACUUCAUUGUGUGUCUACAUUGUUUGUAUAAUCAGAAUAUUGUUUUAAAUACUGUUUCAUAUAA
This is a messenger RNA of Xenopus laevis (African clawed frog), 1569 nucleotides long. RefSeq names its product malonyl-CoA-acyl carrier protein transacylase L homeolog (gene mcat.L). Gene Ontology annotation, molecular function: transferase activity; [acyl-carrier-protein] S-malonyltransferase activity. Gene Ontology annotation, biological process: monocarboxylic acid metabolic process; fatty acid biosynthetic process. NCBI's taxonomy places the organism in Eukaryota, Metazoa, Chordata, Amphibia, Anura, Pipidae. The transcript is spliced from 4 exons. The coding region runs from base 200 to 1387 and encodes 395 amino acids. The record is from RefSeq and is a predicted model, not a curated record. Gene Ontology annotation, cellular component: mitochondrion; mitochondrial matrix.